Messenger RNA from Talpa occidentalis (Iberian mole), 1282 nucleotides. It is a transcript of the gene NKX2-3, whose product is annotated as NK2 homeobox 3. Lineage: Eukaryota; Metazoa; Chordata; Mammalia; Eulipotyphla; Talpidae. Gene Ontology annotation, biological process: regulation of transcription by RNA polymerase II; cell differentiation. Gene Ontology annotation, molecular function: DNA-binding transcription factor activity, RNA polymerase II-specific; RNA polymerase II cis-regulatory region sequence-specific DNA binding. The record is from RefSeq and is a predicted model, not a curated record. The transcript has 2 exons. The coding region runs from base 182 to 1282 and encodes 366 amino acids. Gene Ontology annotation, cellular component: nucleus.
CAAAACCCAGACCCCCGGGUCCGGGCCAAUGGAGGCGAUUUAGACUGGAGCGGGACCGCGUCUGUCAAAGCCCUCGGCGGCUGCAGCGGCGGAGUCCAGAAGGAGAGCUGGAGGCCAGGCGCUGCCUCCCGCCCCCGCCGGGAUUUAUUGAGUAUUUGGACUGGACAAUUAAGUGGCCCUGAUGAUGUUACCAAGCCCGGUCACCUCCACCCCUUUCUCAGUCAAAGACAUUUUGAAUCUGGAGCAGCAGCAGCAACAGCACUUCCACGGCGCGCACUUGCAGGCGGACUUGGAGCACCACUUCCACGCGGCGCCCUGCAUGCUGGCCGCCGCCGAGGGCACGCAAUUUUCUGACCGAGGGGAGGAGGAAGAGGAGGAACAGGGAGAGAAAUUGUCCUAUUUGGACUCACUAGCUGCAGCCGAUGACCACGGGGACUCGGGACUCUGUCCCCAGAGCUAUGUUAACACGGUCCUGCGAGACUCCUGCAGUGGGCCCAAGGAACAUGAGGAGGACCCCGAGGUCGUGAGGGACCGGAGCCAAAAAAGCUGUCAGCUGAAGAAGCCUCUGGAGGUGGCGGGAGACUGUAAGGCGGCCGAGGAGAGCGAGAAGCCGAAGCCGCGCAGUCGCCGGAAGCCCCGGGUCCUCUUCUCCCAAGCCCAGGUCUUCGAGCUGGAGCGCAGGUUCAAGCAGCAGCGGUACCUGUCGGCGCCCGAGCGCGAGCACCUCGCCAGCAGCCUGAAGCUCACGUCCACGCAGGUGAAGAUCUGGUUCCAGAAUCGCAGGUACAAGUGCAAGAGACAGCGGCAGGACAAGUCCCUGGAGCUGGGCGCACACGCGCCCCCGCCCCCGCCGCGCCGCGUGGCCGUGCCGGUGCUGGUGCGGGACGGCAAGCCGUGCGUCGCGCCGGGCGCGCAGCCCUACGGGGCGCCCUACAGCGUGGGCGCGGGCGCCUACUCCUACAACAGCUUCCCGGCCUACGGCUACGGGAACUCGGCCGCGGCCGCCGCGGCUGCGGCCGCCGCUGCUGCAGCCGCCGCGGCCUACAGCGGCAGCUACGGCUGCGCGUACCCGGCGGCCAGCGCCGGCGGCGGCAGCAGCGGGGCCUCGGCGGCGGCAGCAGCCAUGCAGCCGGCCUGCAGCGCGGCCGGAGGUGGCCCCUUUAUGAACGUGAGCAACCUGGGCGGCUUCGGCGGGGGUGGCGGGGCGCAGCCGUUGCACCAGGGUGCCUCGGCCGGGGCCGCGUGCGCGCAGGGCACCUUGCAGGGCAUUCGGGCCUGGUAG